Eupeodes corollae is the source of this 2025-nucleotide messenger RNA. Its product is annotated as glutactin-like. Lineage: Eukaryota; Metazoa; Arthropoda; Insecta; Diptera; Syrphidae. The record is from RefSeq and is a predicted model, not a curated record. The transcript is spliced from 7 exons. The coding region runs from base 43 to 1917 and encodes 624 amino acids.
AGCUCUUCUAGUCAGUCAAGAGAAUAUAUUCGAAGUGAAAAGAUGUUAAUUUCACAUUCUUCGUUUACGGUCUUAAGUUUCGUCUUAGCCUUUGUUUCAUUUUCACUGGGUCAGGAGCCUGAAUACGGAGAAGAGUACGAAUAUGAUGAGCUUGAUGGCUCUACCAUAACACCAUCUGAUCCUUACGGUGGAGGAGGUGGUGGGGGCUAUAGACCCCAUCCAUCGAUAGGAAGACAUUACAUGCCGAGUUAUUAUCGUCCUCCACCACCUCCAAUGCCAAAUUACAAUGAUCCAGAUAUAGUUGCACUGCCAAUGGGAGGAGGCUAUGUUCGGGGAAAGGAAAUUCGUUCAGCAUGGACUGGGAAAAACUUCAAGGCAUUCUUAGGCUUAAAAUAUGGAAGUGUCGGAAGAGGAUUGGAGAGAUUUCAAGCUGCUCGACCACCUCCGAUUUCAAAUGUUAUCAUAGAAGCCACAACUGAACCAAUAGCAUGUCCAUCAAUUCCGGAUUUACUGAAAGUCGAACAAGCUGAACGACAAGGCAUCAAUGUUGAUGAUUGUUUGACUCUGUCGGUUUUUACUCCGAAUGUCUAUUCAGUUCUUCCGGUGAUGAUAUACGUUCAUGGAGAGAUGUUAUUCGAUGGUAGUGCCGAAGAAGCCAAGCCUGAGUAUCUGCUCGAGAAGGACAUUGUUUUAGUUUCAGUGAACUAUCGUCUGGCACCAUUUGGUUUCCUGUCAACUCAAACCGAUGACAUCCCGGGAAAUAUUGCUCUGUCAGAUUUGGAGUUGGCAACUAAGUGGGUUCAGGAGAACAUUGUUGCUUUUGGUGGUAAUCCAAGGAGUGUUACUUUGUUUGGACAGUCUGGUGGGGCUACUUUAGUUCAUGCUUUGAGUUUAAGUCAAAGGGUCAAUCCUGUCUAUUUUAAUAGACUGAUUCUCCAAUCCGGAACAGCUUUAAGUCCACUUUUCAUAGAUGAAGAUCCUCUAUCAACAGCUCGUGCUAUCGGAAGAGAAGCUCGCUGUCCCUAUAACAGUAUUCAUUCACCUUAUGAACUUAACUAUUGUUUGGGACAAAUGAAUACUUCACAACUUUUAACAGCCUUUGGAGAUCAUUGUAAUCAUAACGAAGAUCGUGGAUUAUAUGCAUAUGGAGGCUUUAAACUUGCUGUUGGUGACAAACAUGGUUAUAUUCCAAUGCAUCCGGCUUUGAUGUUGAAUAAUUUUAAGUUUCCUCUUGUUGCGGGAAUGACAAAAGAUGCAGGAGCAUUCAUUUUGACAAGAAAAUUUGAUGAGCUGGUACGAUUAAAUAGCCGAAAUAUAACUGACUACAUCAAUGUAGUUCUCAAAUAUACCACACUUCCAAAACAUUAUUCAACUUGGAGAAAAUGGGCCUUAGACUACAUAUUUACUCCUGAGGAUAUUCAAAACCCAAUUUUAACCAAUUUAGCUAGUGGACUUUUGGAGUUAACUAACCUCAUUUUGUAUAAGGCUCCCUUGAUGGAAUCUAUAAAAUCAGCCUGGCAAGCAAAUGCAACUUAUUUGUAUAGUUUUGAUUAUCGUGGUCAGUUCCAUCGAUUCCCGAAGAGACGAACACAUUUUCCGUACGAAGUCGAUGCCAAUUUAAGUGACGAAAAUAUUUACUUAUUCCCCUAUCCCGAAGAAGUAAGCCGUUUAAAUAGCUUAGAUCGUAGUGUCUCACAAUUGAUGGUAACAAUGUGGACAAAUUUCGCUAUCUCUGAAAAUCCCGAUCAAAGGUUAUGGCCUCGAAUGACCAAUCAACAUGGACCGUUUGUUAGGAUUGGCAGAAGUUUGGAAUUGGAUUAUCAUUUUGGUGAUGGUGUUGCGUCACCAGAUUUAUAUGCAGAAUUGAGAAAGUCAAUGAAUACAACAAAUACUCCUUUGUAUGUAAGGUUUGGAUAAGUUAAUCAUAAUAAGUUUUUGAAAUAAAGUUCGAUAUGUUGAUGAACGAUACAAAUAUCUCUAAACAUUUGAAAAAGUAGGUUACAUCGUUCUAUAUUAUAUUUUGUA